GCCGAGGUAGAAUUAUAUACCGGAGCAGACAGUCUGAAAAGGUGCAUCGGUUCAGGCUGCAGCUGCUAAUCUUCCUGAGCGCUUGAGCACAGUUUGGGGAUUCUGUUCAAAGUAUAUCUUGGUUUUUUUUUUACAUGUACAGAAAUACAUAUUUCUGCUUGUUUUUUCUUUGGCUUCUCUUUAAACUGCUGCCUCAGCCUUGCUCUAUACAUUUUUAUCUUCAAUUUGUGUGUUAACGUGCUGGUGAGGUACUCCGGCAGUGAGAAGCCAGGUGCUCUUACAUGUCACCACCUGACAACUGGAAGUUGGGACCACAUAUCUGCUUUUUGAAAAGGCUCAACGUUGUAGGAAGUUCUUCUGGUAUGCAAUCAAGGUCCCUCCUAGAGGAAAAUGUCAAGUAAGUCAGUGACCAGUAAUGUGACCAAUAAAAAUGACCCCAAGUCCAUCAACUCCAGAGUCUUCAUUGGUAACCUAAACACAGCCAUUGUGAAGAAGGCAGAUGUGGAGGCCAUCUUUGGGAAGUACGGCAAGAUAGUGGGGUGCUCUGUGCACAAAGGAUAUGCGUUUGUGCAGUACGUAUUUGAACGGAAUGCCCGGGCUGCAGUGGCUGGAGAACACAACAGGAUAGUGGCUGGGCAACCACUGGACUGCUUCCCGCCACGCAUCCGCCUCCAGCCCGGAGGGCGAGACGCUCUGGACUGGCGCCACCUCUACCGUCUUCACUCCGCGAUCAGCUGGCGGGAUCUGAGACUUGAGCAGGAUAUAAACAUGGCUGGGGAACCCAAACCAUACAGACCCAAAGCUGGACAGAAGAGACCUGUCAGUGCUUUGUAUGGAAGUGGCUAUGACUUUGACUAUGACUAUUACAGAGAUGGAUUCUAUGACAGGAUGUACGACUACCACAGGGUCCCCCAGCCAAGCCGGGCAGUACCAGCUGUCAAGCGCCAGCGGGUCAUGGUCUCCGUUCCCCGGAGAAGCAAGGGCAGCUUCCCCGUCAAGAGUGGACCAAGGUCAAGUUCCGGCCCGACCCCAUCAGCUGGGACAAAAUUGAAAGCUGAUGACCUGCAGACAAUAAAGAAAGAGCUCACCCAGAUAAAGUAUCGCAUCGACAGUUUGCUGGACAGUCUGGACAGGAUGGAGAAGCAACGCAAAGCUUUACCGGAGACGAAGGCGGAGAGCGUGAUCGCGAAAGACUGUAUCCCUGGCGACGGUGUGGUGGAUAACCCUGACGAUACAACGGCUGACGAGCAGACAGAAGGUGACACCAUGGAUGGGGCAGAGCUGGAAGGAGAUGAAAUCCUGGAGGAAGGUGAUGGAGUGGAGGACGACUUUGAUGAGGAAGGCACGGAUGAGCUGAUGAACAAUCACACUUCGGAUACAUCAGACACACAAUAGAAACAGGCCUUGCAAGCAGCAGGGUUCAGUGAAUAACAGCCAACAGGGAAACCAGACGACAAGAUAAGAAGCAAAGAGGCAGCUGCAACGUCCAUCACCUCCACUCAACAAGGCACAGCCCAGAAUCUUCUGGACCGUAUGGAAGUGGUCUCACCAUUGGCUCCGGUGCGCGCACUGCCUUUUCCUGAAAACCCCACUGCUUCCUUUCUCCGAUUCCGAUUGUGCUCGGGAGGACCGACGUCCCGUUUGUAUAAUAGCUGUACAUUUUUCCUCCCUCCUCCCCUCCCCGGAUCCCAGUGGGGUUUUUAUUUUCAAUGACAACCAUUCUCGGUUUGUAGGGGACCGGGGAUGUUUUCUGAAAAUAGAUGUGAAGAGGGAAUGUUACACUUUACGAAAAGAAAAAUCUUCAUAACCGUCUUGUGUCUUGUUUGAGCACCUCCUCCUCUCUCCCCCCCCCCGUCUGUGUGUAUGUGCAGAGUUGGUGCAUGAGAUAACCAAGGUAAAGAAGGUGAGAGCUCCUUAUUCCAGGGACCUGAGGCCUUUAUUCCAGGCUGAGCCUCCCUGUGCAAUACCGAGAGAAUGGAGCAAAGCCAACCGUUCUGCUUUUCGGAUGAGACUCUGAGCCGAGACCCCAGCUGCCCUCCUCAGGUAGACAUUAAAGAUCCCACGGCACCUCUACGAAGAAGAGCAGGUGGGGGCAUGGUGGAGUUUUAUUCCUUGAUACCCAUCAUUAAAACAGAUUACCUGAUCAUUCACCUGUUUGCUGAUUGUGAGAUCUUGCUGUCUGCCAGUCGUUUGAUGCUUUUCUUUUUCUCCAUCGUUUCUGCACUUUGAAGGGUAUGCAAUUGGCUGUGAAGCGCUUUGACAUAUCUAGAGGCUUCCAAAACAAGCUACGCAAAUGCACUUUGUUUUAGUGUAGGUUCAGAUGCUUCUGGCAUCUUGUUGGCUGCCCAGCGUGUUGCUGCGCAUCUUGCCUGGCAAAUCGGCGUUCAUCGGGUUUUAUCGGGUAGUUCCUCAGAAGGCUGUGCAUUUGUUUCCUGAUGCCUUUGCUGGCACACUUACUGAUAAGGGGAUCCUAGGGGUUCUGAAGCUCUAUCCACCACUGUUAGCAGGGUGGGAUAUAAAGUUAAUACGUUGAUUAGCCGUCUGUGUCCCUUGGCUUGGGGACGGGUGGAGGGUGCUAAUCUCAGGCCUCAGGCUAAUCACCAAGCAGUGUUGGAAGAGAAGAAAUGUCAAAGCAAGUGGAAAGGGGCCUCCAACAUCGAAAGGAGGAUAAAGGAAUGCAGCACCAGAAGGGCACUAAUGGACCCCUCAAGCCGAUUCCAUGAUUUCACUGCACCCACUAGUCUAAAUCUUAAAUCCACUUACCACCUUGGUUCCAGACUCCUUAAUGUCGUUACCUCUCACAAAUCUAUCCAUCUCAGAUUUGAAAUUGCCCCACCUGAACCCCACCAAUGUUAUUUUUACCGGGACAGCGUUCCAGAUGGCUAUUCUUUAUGUAAAUAUAUAACUUCAACUUUACUUAUAAGUGGCCCAGCUUUGAUAUUUGGUCAUCUCUAUGCUGCCCCCCCCCCCCCCCACCAUCCCUACCCAUAACCAUGACUGAUUCGCUAAUCAGAAAUACUAGUUUCUAUCUAACCUAUCACAGUUAGAUCUCCCCUUAAUUUCCUAUACCCAAUAUAUAGUGUAUCCUGUUCCACUCAUACCAUUCUGGUGAAUCUGUGGUAGAGCCUUUGUCUUUGUUAUCUGAAUGCAGUACUCCAGAUGGGGGCUAAUGAUUAUAGAAUCCCUACAGUGAGGAAACAGACCCUUCAGCCCAACA
Chiloscyllium plagiosum (whitespotted bambooshark) is the source of this 3217-nucleotide messenger RNA. Its product is annotated as RNA-binding Raly-like protein. Gene Ontology annotation, molecular function: RNA binding. Gene Ontology annotation, cellular component: nucleus. The record is from RefSeq and is a predicted model, not a curated record. NCBI's taxonomy places the organism in Eukaryota, Metazoa, Chordata, Chondrichthyes, Orectolobiformes, Hemiscylliidae.